AUGGAUGUUGUCACUGCUGCUCAACAAUAUAUAUCAGAAAUGGUCCGUUUGGCUGGCCCUGGUAUGAAAGUACUGAUGAUGGAUAGAUUUACUACUAGUACUGUGUCUUGUGUUUAUGCUCAAAGCGAUAUGAUGCAGAAAGAAGUAUAUUUAUUUGAACGCUUAGAUUCUGGUGGUUUAAGAGAAUCUAUCAAGCAUCUCAAAUGUAUUGCAUUUUUACGUCCCACGCCUGAAAUUAUUGAUUUAUUAUCUGAAGAGUUACGCUUUCCAAAAUAUGGCCAAUAUUAUAUAUAUUUUUGUAACAUAAUCAGUAAGACUGAUGUAAAAGCGUUAGCAGAAGCAGAUGACCAGGAGACGGUACGAGAAAUGCACGAAUUUUUCAUGGAUGGCAUUCCACUGUGUCCUCAUCUUCUGUCGUUAAAUAUUCCUCACAGUUAUAAUUCAUCGUUUUCUAUCCUAAAUACGGUUCUCACCCGAUCUCUGCAUUCCAUUAUUGCCACUCUGCUUGCUCUUAAAAAGAAACCACUGAUUCGGUAUCAGAAAUCUAAUAAAAAUAGUAAAACGCUGGCAGAAGAAGUUGCAAAAGCAAUCGCUCGUGAAGAAAAUUUAUUUGAAAGUACCAAAACUGAUACAGUGCUAUUAAUAAUUGACAGAAGUGAAGAUCCAGUGACACCUUUACUAAAUCAGUGGACAUAUGAAGCCAUGGUUCAUGAACUUGUGGGAAUUAACAAUCAUCGCGUGAAUAUGAAAACUGCGUCUAACACGGGUACUUUGAUACUCUCGCCAUUUAAUGAUUCAUUUUAUUCGAAAUUUCAUUUUCAGAACAUGUAUGCAAAUUUCGGUGAAAUUGGUCAAAAUAUUAAGGAGUUGAUUACAGAAUUUCAACGAAAAUCUCAAAACAAUCAAAAACUUGAAUCGGUAGCUGAUAUGAAGAACUUUGUUGAACAAUAUCCACAGUUCAAAAAAAUAUCAGGCACAGUUACAAAACAUUUGACGGUGCUCGGUGAGUUAUCAAGAUUGGUGUCUGUCCGGAAUCUGCUUGAGAUUUCCGAAGUAGAACAACAUCUAGCAAGUGGCGGUGAACAUUCACAAUGUUUGGCUGAUGUUCGGCGUCUUUUACAACAUGAAAAAACGAGUGACCUUGAUGCAACAAGGUUAGUAAUGCUGUAUGCUUUACGUUUUGAAAAUCAUGCCAACAGCGAUGUUCAGAGUUUAUUACAGUUGUUAAAACGCAAGGGUGUAAGCGGAGACAAUAUAAAGGUAGUGAAAGCUAUUGUGGAUUUUGGUGGUUCGGCGUGCCGUCAAAACGAUCUAUUUGGAGGAACUGCAAUAGCAAUGACAAAGCGUUUUAUUAAGGGUUUGAAAGGAGUUGAGAAUAUUUAUACUCAGCACGAGCCGUACAUUACUGAGUUAAUCGAUUCAUUAUUGAAAGGACGUCUUUCAGAUUCAACUUAUCCGUAUACUUUACCACUAAUAACCAAUCGCGUCGAUAAUAUAAUUUUGUUUAUUAUUGGUGGUGCUACAUAUGAAGAGUCACGAGCAGUGUUCAUGGCUAAUGAACGUAGACGAACUUGGCCUGGUUCACCAAGUAUUAUUCUCCUUUCCACCACAAUGCUUAACACUUCUUGGUAA
This is a messenger RNA of Thelazia callipaeda (thelaziosis nematode), 1632 nucleotides long. The record is from the annotation of a GenBank genome assembly. Lineage: Eukaryota; Metazoa; Nematoda; Chromadorea; Rhabditida; Thelaziidae.